AUGAACCAUAACGUUCAGCAAUCGAGCGACGGAAGAAUGACAUGACAUGACGAUGAUGCCCCUCUUACCCAGUUCCUCGCGUCGUUAAUGGAGUACACUCCCACUAUACCCGAUGAAUUGGUGGAGCAUUACCUGGGAAAGAGCGGUCCCGAUGUUCGAUUGAUUAGGCCUGUAGCUGUCGUUACACAGAAAUUUGUUGCAGAGGUUGCAAGCGGUGCUCUCCAGCAAGGCACGACAAUCGUCGGUUGUCAAGGACAAAAGAGAUAAGCAGCAGAAGGUGCUCUUCUCCUUCCUUUCUUCUAUUUUCUU
This is a messenger RNA of Tripterygium wilfordii, 309 nucleotides long. Its product is annotated as transcription initiation factor TFIID subunit 10-like. Gene Ontology annotation, biological process: transcription initiation at RNA polymerase II promoter. Gene Ontology annotation, molecular function: RNA polymerase II general transcription initiation factor activity; promoter-specific chromatin binding. The record is from RefSeq and is a predicted model, not a curated record. Lineage: Eukaryota; Viridiplantae; Streptophyta; Magnoliopsida; Celastrales; Celastraceae. Gene Ontology annotation, cellular component: nucleus; SAGA complex; transcription factor TFIID complex.